AUGGCCUCUCUGUUUUCUCUGAUCCGGACAGGGUUCGUGAUAAUACUGUCCUAUGAUGCUGCUCGUAAGACAGUGAAGUUUUAUAUCACAGUUGGAACCGAAAAACAAUAUUUGACAUCCCCGAACUAUCCACAACCAUACCGAAAUGUACUGACGUAUGAAUGGUACCUUACUGCUAACUCCUCUAUACCUUACGGAGUUAUAAAAUUCAAGGUACUUGACUCUCGGAUCCGGGAUGCAACGCCUUGUUACGAGGAAGCCGUCGUUAUCUACAACGGUCCGAACGAGUGGUCACCUGAGUUAGCAUCCUGGUGUGGAUACAAGUUCCCUUCCAAGGUUCUCACUACUGUCAAGCAGACAUCUCACGUGGUGUUCACGUCUAGCGCUCAACAUCAUUCCAAUCCUGGCUUUAGGAUAGAAUACUGGGCAACUUCCAAACCGCCGAGGCCGGUAAAACCUGUGGUGUUAACAUUGGUCCACUACACCCUGUUUGGAGUUUUUGUGGGUGUGAUUUUCAUACUCUUGGGAUAUAUUCUAAUCAUCUCUGCCGUGCGACGAUACCGCCAAGCUCAACCGAUAAAUCCAAAAUACCUCAUUACAUGA
This is a messenger RNA of Ylistrum balloti, 603 nucleotides long. Its product is annotated as mannan-binding lectin serine protease 2-like. NCBI's taxonomy places the organism in Eukaryota, Metazoa, Mollusca, Bivalvia, Pectinida, Pectinidae. The transcript is spliced from 5 exons. The coding region runs from base 1 to 603 and encodes 200 amino acids. The record is from RefSeq and is a predicted model, not a curated record.